CACGGGCUCAAGCGUUUUCGAGCUAAGGCGUCAUGAGCGGCGUCGGGUCAGGACGUUUAGGCUACGGCAUGUCGAAGAACGGUCAGGCCAACAUGGUUGGCCAGCAGACGCUUGACACGUUGUUCAAGAACAACGGCCUCACAGGUGGGCAAACUGGCGAAGGCGUCGUGCUCCCGAUAUUCGAGGUGCACCCCCGCGACCACCACGUGUUCGGCGAACGCCCUCUCCGCGCUGACGACAUGGUCCCCAUCGCGAAGUCGAACUUCUACCUCGGAGCCUCCUACUUCCACAAGAACGCCCUGCCGUUCAAAGUGCGGCGCUCUCUGCUAGAGGCCGCGGCUCCAGACGUGCUCCCGAUGCACCGCGCGGAGAACAUGACCGAGACUGCCGUGGACGCGAUUCUCUUCCUGGCCACGAACCUGGACCCAGACACGAAGCUCUCGCAUUUCGGCAAGGACCUGACGAGGGCACAGUUGCGUGAGGCCAUCCACAAACAGUCGAAGAUGGUGCUCCACUCAGAUCCACCUCGCCAGACCCACAUGCGGAACCACCUCCUGGAGUUCUUCAUCGAGGAUGUCGCCGUCGAUUACGGCUACAAGCAGUGCUUCCUGGCGAAGAAAGAGCCGCAGCCCGUCCCAGCCCCGCGCGUCGAGGGUGGUCAGCCUUCUUCGAGCGGUGGCCCUGCGCAGGGCAGCAGCAGCAGCGACAGUGACUGAGCCUCUAGCUUCAGUCGACGGGUCGGCGCCGAUGCGAAUGGAUAUGUCAGGGCCACCUGCGACUUUUUUGAUGCCCGUAGACUAGUUCGGCCGCGCUUUCGCUCUCUUGAUGUCGGCAUCGGCAUCGCACCGCCAGGCGGCACCGAUCGAUUGGCGAGCCUGGGCG
Molecule: messenger RNA, 882 nt
Organism: Prorocentrum cordatum
Lineage: Eukaryota; Dinophyceae; Prorocentrales; Prorocentraceae
Source: the annotation of a GenBank genome assembly